AACGAAAUAAAAAAAGGCUUAGGGAUAAAUAUCAAAUGAAGAUUUAGAAAUACAGUCUAUGGAAACUUUACUGACUGAAACCUAAUUUAAUUUAAAUAGCGUUACACUUGAUCCCUAAAUGACGUAACCGGAACUGUAUCGUCUGGAAUCGGAAAUACGUUAAAAAAGAUCUGCGUUCGUGUGUUGUCGAUGACAAAAGUAGUUUUCGUAUAUUUUUCUUAGCACAUUUUGUACACAAAAUAUACAAGCAUGGCUAUGCAAGCAGCUAAACGAGCCAAUAUUCGAUUACCACCUGAAGUCAACAGAAUACUCUACAUUAGAAAUCUACCAUACAAGAUCACAGCUGAGGAAAUGUAUGACAUCUUUGGGAAGUAUGGACCAAUACGGCAGAUUCGAACUGGAAACACACCGGAAUCAAGAGGGACAGCUUAUGUGGUCUACGAGGACAUCUUUGAUGCCAAGAAUGCCUGCGAUCACCUUUCUGGAUUCAACGUCUGCAACAGAUAUCUUGUAGUUUUAUACUACAAUGCAAACAGGGCUUUCCAGAAGAUGGACACCAAGAAGAAAGAGGAGCAGCUGAAGCUUCUGAAGGAGAAAUAUGGCAUCAACACAGAUCCCCCAAAAUAGUCUCCCCUCUUCCCCCUUUGUCACAGAAUGUGCAUUUUGACAUCUGUACAAAUGCACCUCUUGUUGUAAGCCAAUGUUUGCUUCUAGGGCUCUUGUAUCCUGAAAUGUUUUUUAUUUUAUUUUGCUUAUUUUUUAAAUUCUAAAUCAUUUGUACAUCUUAAUUUGUCCAAUUGCUGAAGUUAACCGAUUUGUGUUUUGUAAUUGGGUAAUAUCUUGGUUAUCAAGUAUAUUAGGGUGAAUUUUUUUUUCUUCCGAUAAUCCCCAGCAUAUGGGCAUUUUUCUACUGAUUGCUAUGUGACGGAGGUUGCAUUUUACAGGCUUUGACAGUCUUUUUGUUUUAUUUUAGUUUUGGUAUGUCUCUUUGGUGUGCAUUUUGAACACAUACAAUCUCUGUGGAAAAAAUGUUCUGCAGUUUGAUCUAAACGUAUUCAUAAAAAAUGGUAAUUCAUACAAAUUCACUUGAGGUUUUAGAUUCUGUCAAAUAAAUUGCUAUUUUCUGUUAAAUAAAUGGUCCUUUUAUAAAA
Molecule: messenger RNA, 1151 nt
Organism: Salmo salar (Atlantic salmon)
Lineage: Eukaryota; Metazoa; Chordata; Actinopteri; Salmoniformes; Salmonidae
Product: splicing factor 3B subunit 6
Cellular component (GO): nucleus; cytoplasm
Molecular function (GO): mRNA binding
Source: RefSeq, a predicted model, not a curated record